This is a messenger RNA of Octopus sinensis (East Asian common octopus), 6730 nucleotides long. RefSeq names its product murinoglobulin-1. Gene Ontology annotation, cellular component: extracellular region. The coding region runs from base 441 to 5777 and encodes 1778 amino acids. The record is from RefSeq and is a predicted model, not a curated record. The transcript is spliced from 38 exons. Gene Ontology annotation, molecular function: endopeptidase inhibitor activity. Lineage: Eukaryota; Metazoa; Mollusca; Cephalopoda; Octopoda; Octopodidae.
UAGAAUUCUGAACAUCAGCGCUACUCUCUCUCUCUCUUUCUCUCUCCUCGCAUAUUUAAGUCAACUUCCCAUCACUUUAAUUUAUUUCAUAUUGUUUUCUUUCACGGCGAAGAGAACAAAAUCUGACAGUUGUAGUGCAAACAGUUGGUAGAAGAUAAUCCAUCCAAUCAUAUUUUUCAAUCCUUCCACUCAGUUCUUCCUUUUUGUCUGCCUCGUGUUUUAUAAAGCUUCACUUGUUUAUUUGGCGGAGCUUAGAGUUGUCUUCUUAGUUCGGUCGGUUGGUUGGUCGACCGCCGCCGUCCUUGUUGAUAUUCGGUAGACUAAAUAACUACAACUGGGGCGACUAUAACAAACAAACAAACAAAACGAAAGUGAAGAGGGGAGAAGUCCAGGUCCUGUUCAGUCAAACAUUUGACCAUACCAACUUCAACAUCGCAGAGAUGUCGUAUCGCCACCGUGUUUUGGUGGUCGUCUGCCUGCUGUUUCUGUUGGAUUACCUUUCGGAGGCUCAUAAUAGUUCGUACUUGCUUACCUUGCCUGCCGAGUUACAUGGUGGAACAACUGAAAAAUUUUGUUUAUCAACAUUUGGUAUUAGAGAAGAUGUAAAUAUUAUAUUUGUUGUACACAAUGAAGAUAAUACUUGGAAUUUUAACAAACGAGAUACUUAUGUUAAAGGAGAAUGUCGCUGCACAAAUAUUGAAGUCCCUGAGGUUUAUGUUGAGGGAUAUUACAUCAUGACUGUUUGGGGUUUUAAAGAAGAUCAGUCUUUAAUAUUUUCCAAAACCAUUGAUGAUUUGAAGAUUGUUAACAAAAACACACUAACAUUUAUACAGACUGAUAAAUACAUGUAUAUUCCUGGUCAAACAGUAAAAUUCCGGAUUGUCACAACCAAUAUCAACUUGAUGAGUAAACCAGGAUUGAUAUCUGAAGUAGCUGUUUUAAAUCCCAAUGGUAUCAAGAUGAAGAAAUGGGCAGAUAUUUUUAACCAGAAAGGACUGCUCAGUUUCAAAUUCCAAAUUGCCCCACAGCCUGUUCUGGGUAAAUGGAAAAUAAAAGUUAUUGAUGGUUCUAAGUUCACUGAUUUUGAAUUUGAAGUCCAAAAAUAUGUUUUGCCAAAAUUUGAAGUAUCCAUUGAAGGCCCCUCAUAUCUUUUGGUGAACACAAAAAAAUUUGAUGUCAAAGUUUGUUCACACUAUUCUCAAGGGAAAGAAAUACAGGGACAAAUGGAAAGUAAGAUCUGCAUCCGUACAACUGAUGAAAAGGAUGAAAGACCCUGUGCAACUUACCAUGCUGAGAUAUGUGGCUGCAAUAAUUUUUCUGUCAAUACAUCAGAGGUUGGUUUAUCUUUGAACAAGUAUUCUUUGAAAGAUGCCUUCCUUGAAAUCACAGCUUCAGUUACUGAUGUAGAAACAAAAAUGGUUGUCAACUCAACAGUUUAUGGACCAGAGAUAAAGAAUGAAUAUGUAAAAAUUGACCUACAGUUUUCUCAAGGAUAUUUCAAGCCUGGUUUCCCUUACUAUGGGAAGGUUUUAGUUUCCAAACCUGACAAUAGUAUUGCUGCAGGGGAAGUUAUAGAAGUCACAGCUGUUGACUAUGUCAAUGACAUUGAACUUUCUGGUAUUUUCACUUCCAAUGAGAAAGGAGAAAUAUAUUUUACUAUUGACCACUUUGAUAAAUAUACUGAAGAAUUUGUACUUCAGGCUCGAUCCAUUAAUGGGACUUUUGUCAAUGAAGAUAGCCAUCACUAUAUGUACACACCAAUUGAUACAUUCACUGUUAAACAGUGGUUUUCAAGAACGGGUAAAUACCUUCAGAUUAAACCAUUAGAAAAAAAUCUCCGGUGCAAUUCAAAGCUGAAUCUUGAUAUUUUAUACACAGCUACACUCAGAGAAAGAAUUAACCUUUAUUAUUUGGUUAUGUCAAAAAGUCAAAUAGUUGCCAAUGGUCAGAUAGCUUUUCGUGCUGAUCACCGUUAUGUUUAUAGAAAAGAAAAUUUUAACAAUUCCCUUAAAAUUACUGCUGAUCCAGAUGAUGAAGUUUUAUCUAUGAUGCCAUAUUCUAACCAAACUCAGUCUUCACCUGGGUACCAAAAAGACGCAAAACACAAGCACAUAAAUUACAAAAGCAAAAAGCAUGCUAAAAGGGAAAAUAAUCGAAGAUCUGAUUCAGCACCCUUUAUGGCUAAUUUUGAAUUUGAUAUCGACCUCAUCCCUGAGAUGUCUCCACUCAGUUAUGUUUUGGUCUACUUGGUUGACGAUAAUGGAGAAUUAGUUGAUGAUUACCAAGAGUUUUCAGUUAACUCCUGUUUCAAAAAUGAAGUAGAAUUUGAGAUUCCAAAAGGACCACUCUACCCAAAUGAUUAUAUUACAUUUAAUCUGAAAACUACUGGGAAUUCAGUAUGUGCUAUAAACUUGGCAGACCGAAGUACCUUUUCUGGAUGGGAUAACUGGGUUACAGAACAACAGGUUUUCAAUAAAUUAAAAGAGCAUCAUUUUCAAUUGAGCAGGUUUUAUUCUGCUGAAGAUAAAUAUUGCCAGAAGGUUCUGCUGGAAACACAACAUGGAAUUGAAAUGAAUGAGCACAGAAAGAAACGGGUUGCUUCUGUAUAUUCAUCAAGAUAUGUUGACGCAAUGUUUGCUUUUAAGAGUUCUGGACUAACACUUAUCUCUGAUAUUAACCUGGAAACCCGACCAUGCACUUGGCUACAAGCCCCAGUUGAUCUUCCGAGUAAAGAAGCAACUGAUGUGUUGUGGGAGCAGUUUUAUAAUGUUCCUGAAACAACGACAACUGAUACAAGUGUUGCAGAAGACGCUUUCAUGCCAGAAGAAAGAUUUGGAAUAUUAGAUUACUUUUCAGAAACAUGGUUAUGGAAAGAUCUAGAAACUAGAAAAAAUGAAAAAUUACUGCUGAAAACCAAAGUACCAAGCCCAGCAACAGAAUGGAUUGGGAAUGUGUUCUGUUCCAGUGAAACUGAUGGCCUUGGCUUGUUAGCUUUGCCUACCAUUUCUGUCUUUCAACCAUUUUCCAUUUCUUAUAUAAUGCCAUACACUGGCAUUGCUGGGGAAAAGAUUCCUAUAAGCAUAACUAUACAAUCGAAUAUCAAGAAAUGCCUUACUAUAGGGUUACGAGUGAAGGUGUCAAGUAACUCAGAAAAGACACCAAAAGAAAUCAAAGGGCCAGUGUCUUGUCUCUGUAAAGAAGAAUAUAUUACUACCAACAUUUACUUAAAUGACCUCCCCAUUGGUGUAAUUAAUGUUACAGUACAGGGUAAAUCUAUUUUGCCUAAUAAUAGAAGAUGUAGUAAAAAGACUGUUGAUUCUCGUUAUAUUGGAAUGAUUGAUUCCAGCUCUGCUUUCAUCAAUAUGAGGCCAAAAGGUUUCUUACAAGAAAUUACUCACUCCGAAUACGUCUGUCCUUCAGAGGAUCAUGGUGGAAAUUAUGUUAAUAUCCUUUCAACUGAACUACCAAAAGAUACAGUCCCUGGAAGUGUGAAAGCAGAAAUCAACAUGUUUGGUAAUAUGUUAUGGCCUGGGUUAUCAUCUCUAGAAAAUAUAGUGAAUGAUCCUAUCACAAAUGGAGAAGGAAACAUCCUGAGCUUGGCUGCUACCAUUUUCGUCAUGGAUUUCUUGAAUGCUGUUGGAAAAGUUUCUUAUGAAAUUGAAAUGAAAGCAAUAGAAAUAAUGGAAAAAUGUUAUCAACAACAAAUGAAUUACAUUCAUAAAGACGGUUCUUUUAGUAUAUUUGGCUCACAAGACAGAGAUGGUAGUGAACUCUUAACUGCAUUUGUCCUCAGAAUUCUCGUGAAAGCUCGAUCAUACAUUUAUGUUGAUGAGGUGCAACUUCAGAAAUCCAUAUCCUGGCUAAGAGAUCAACAGCUCGAAAAUGGUUGCUUUUAUGAUAAACUGAAUUAUUCAUUGACAUUUGGACUUUAUGAAGAUAGGAAAAAUAUGGAAAGAAUUAGUACUGCAUUUGUGAUUAUGGCAUUACUAGAAUUUGGCACACCACAGCAUGACCUGAUCAUUGAUAAAGGGCUUAACUGUCUCCGAUCCCAUGAUUAUGAAGACAUAUACAUGUUAUCACUCUAUGCCUAUGUCUUUACUCUGUAUGGCCAUGCUGAAGCUGAUAAGGAAAAAUAUCAGAAUGUCCUUGAGAGAAGAUCAAAGGUUUUAGGGGAAGAAACAUUUUGGUUGAAUUCAGAAGACUCCAAUUCUAUAACAUCUAUGGACAUUGAAGCAACAUCUUAUGCUUUGCUCUCUCUUUUGGGAACGGAAGCCACCAGCAAAUGGCAAGAUUUGAGACCAGUUAUCAGGUGGCUUACCAAACAACGGAAACCUAUGGGAGGAUUUAUGGCUGCAAAGGAUUCAGUUAUAGCAUUUCAAGCCAUUUCCCAGUAUGCACUGAUGUGGUCAGAGCGACAGGAACCAGCAGAUAUAACCAUUUAUAUUGACAAUGAAUAUGACCCAACAGAGACCUUUCAACUCACUAACCAAAACCAGUUUGAAUUGUUCACUUAUUCAAAGCCAUUUAAGAACAAGAUUCGGAUUGAUGCUGAAGGCAGAGGUUGUGGUAUCAUUCAGACUUCCUUGACAUACAAUGUUCUUAAUCUAAAACAAGAACAGAGCUUCCAUUUGCGUGUAUCAGUGGAAAAUACUUACAAUAACUGUGCUGAAAGGAAGCUGAAAAUCUGCAGUCGUUACACAGGGAGGAGUGAAAAGACAAAUAUUGUUAUAAUGGAAGUGAAAAUGCUAACAGGUUGGAUCCCACAGCAAAUUGUUGAUCCAAAACAUACAGAAAAAGUCGGUGUUAAAAAGUAUGAAAUGACAGAAGACUAUGUAUAUUUAUAUUUUGAUGAGAUGAAUAAAACUGCAAAAUGUAUUGAAAUCGAGAUUGAACAAGUGUUGGCAUUGAGCAGUCUUCCAGCAGGAGUGGUUGUCUAUGAUUAUUAUGAUAGAGAUGUGAUUGGUCAUACGUUGUAUGGAGUGAAAACAACAUGUGGAACUAAAGAAGAACUACCAGUAGUUUCUCAAGAAGAAUAUGAAAAUUCUAUGACACAACAAAGACAGCCUAUUGCACUACCUCCUGCACUACAAAAGUUGUUGAAGCUAAAGUCUAAAAACGUAAACCAUAUGAAUGCUGCAGCAGAAACAGCCAGCUCUAUCACAGAAAAUCAACAGAGUGAAUCAGCUAUUGUACCAAAUGACACCCAAACCAUUAACACAGCUAAUAGUACCUUCAACGCAACUUCUCCACGUAGAAAAACUGUUGCUGAAAUAAGUAUCACAUUGAAAACAACCAGUGUCAGUUUUCUCACAGAGUAUGCCGAGCCAAUACCAGUAACUACAGCGUCCAGCACAAAUGUAAGUGCUGAAACAAGCAAAGAACCUAUUGUGGUCAAUUUAUCAAAAAAUCAUAAAAAAAAGAAUUGUCCAGUAUGCUGGGAUAAUGUACCAAAAGAUUAUCACAAGUUAUUCUGCAAUGCAGUAGAAGUUUAUAAAAUAUCUUCUGGAAAGAACAAAGAACAUUUAAUACGAGUGAUGGCAGAUCUUCGGCCACUGAAGAAAUUACAAAUUAAAAAAUUUGUUGUCCCCAAAAUGGACAAAUCUUGUGAAUGUGCCUGUAUAAAGGAAAGAGGACGUCGAGUCUUAAUGCGAAUGAAAGCUGGGCCAAAAUUCAAAGAAAUGGGUCCCGUUCGUCUUGACAAACAUGUUGUUAUAUUUCCACUUAAAUCUGUUGUAGAACGACACAUGCGUAGACUGGCAAAGUCUUGCAAGAGAUGAUGGAAAUUUAGUCUCUCAUUCUCUUCAUUCCUUCUUACACAAUUAUGUGAAAACUAUAUAAAAAAAUUAUAAGCAAAAGAAACAAAAAUCCAAUCCCUCACCACCACUGCCUCAAUUGAUUACAAUGAUAUAAGGAAAAAACGAGGGGAAGGUAAGAAGUCGUUAAGCUUUAUCGACUUAGGAAUAACCAAAUGUUUAUUACUCCUGAUAAACUACAGAAUUACUAUUAGUAGGUAGGGGAGAUAAUCCCUGUUUACAGGCAAGGUUUGACUAUCAACGAUGUUUGAACACAAAAUAUUAAUGUCAAAAUCAUUGAGAGAUCUGGAGAGUCUCUGGUGCUGCAACCAGCUUAACUCGUGUAACUUACUGAUCAGGUCAAUUGAAUUUUGUAAUCACCUUAAAAUAAUUGAUAACUAAACAGGCUAAUAAUAUUUUAAUUGUGGAUGUAAUUUUUUUCUUUAAAGUUUGAAAUAGCAAACUAAAAAACUGAGAUCAAAAUUCGUUUCAUAUUAAAAUAAUAUUUGAAUUUUUAUGUAAAACUAUUUCAAAAAAUGUUAAUUAUUUAGUUUGUUUUAUACUCUUCUGCUAAUUUGUUUUUCUCAAUUUGAAAGUCCAAGCCAAAGAAAAAAAAAAAAAAGAAACAUUACCCCUUCCAAUUAAGUAUUUGUGAACUGGACAGUUAUUCUCCCUCUAUUAUACCCAGUAUAUCUUUUACUCCCUUUCUUUAAAUAGACAUUUGUUUCAUAUAUUCUAUUAGGAUUGGAUUUUGAUUUUUAAAAAUAUCUGCAUCUUUUUUUUUUUUCUGUUGCACUGUCACAUGACUCACUACUAAUUAAGUAACUAUUACACACUAAAAAUAAUCAUCAACAGCUCCAUUAAUAGGAAACUAAACCUGAUGGUUAGUUUGUAAAAAUAAUUAAAAAAAACCUAAAUAAAGUAUUUGUACUCCUUGA